GAUUUCAUUCUGCUACAGCUGGUGGCUGAGCAUUUCUGCCUGGGAUGGCGGAGGAUCAGGAGCUGACUCAGCCACACAAAGCUCAACUCGAGCCCUCCCUUCAGCAGCGCACCAGCAACACAUACCGCAGUGCAGAGCACUCUCAGGCCUUGCUCAGUGGCUUGGUAUCUCUCCGAGACAGCAGCAUCCUCUUCGAUGUAGUUCUGGUAGUGGAAGAGAAACCUAUUGAGGCUCAUCGCAUACUUCUAGCUGCAUCCUGUGACUAUUUCAGGGGAAUGUUUGCAGGAGGACUGAGAGAGAUGGAACAAGAAGAAGUUCAUAUUCAUGGCAUCUCCUACAAUGCAAUGUGUAAAAUCUUGAACUUCAUUUACACUUCUGAGCUGGAACUCAGUGUGAACAGUGUACAGGAAACCUUAGCUGCAGCCUGUCAGCUUCAGAUUCCAGAAGUCAUUAAGUUCUGUUGUGAUUUUCUCAUGUCCUGGGUAGAUGAAGAGAACAUCCUCGACGUAUACAAACUAGCUGACCACUAUGACUUGAGACAUUUGAGUGAUCAGCUGGACUCCUACAUUUUGAAGAACUUUGCAGCUUUCUCAAGGACACAAGUGUACCGACAGCUACCUUUGCAGAAGGUCUACUCCCUUCUCAGCAGCAACCGUUUGGAGGUUAACUAUGAAUUUGAAGUUUAUGAUGGAGCACUUUUUUAUCAUUAUUCUCCAGAGCAACUGGAGACAGAUCAGGUCUCCCUGAUGGAGCCCCUUAAGCUACUUGAGACAGUUCGUUUUCCUCUGAUGGAACCCCAGAUCCUGCAAAGGCUUCAUGACAAAUUAAGUCCAUGUCCUUUAAAAGAUACAGUCGCAGAUGCAUUAAUGUACCACAAGAAUGAAUGCCUUCAGCCAAUGCUUCAGAGCUCCCAGACACAGCUGAGAUCAGAGUUCCACUGUGUAGUGGGAUUUGGAGGGAUGCAUUCUACUCCAUCCAUUGUCCUCAGUGAUCAAGCCAAGUAUCUGAAUCCCUUGUUGGGAGAGUGGAGGCACUUUACAGCUGCACUAGCCCCCAGAAUGUCCAACCAGGGGAUUGCUGUUCUUAAUAAUUUUGUAUAUUUAAUUGGCGGAGACAACAAUGUAAGUGGUUUUCGAGCAGAGUCAAGGUGUUGGAGGUAUGACCCACGACACAACAAAUGGUUCCAGAUCCAGUCCCUACAGCAAGAGCAUGCUGACCUGAGUGUUUGUGUUGUGGACAACUAUAUAUAUGCCGUCGCAGGCCGAGAUUACCAUGAAGACCUGAGAGAAGUGGAGAGGUAUGACCCUAAAAGCAACACUUGGGAAUAUGUGACACCUCUGAAGAAGGAGGUAUAUGCACAUGCUGGAGCAGCACUGGAUGGGAAGAUGUAUAUUACCUGUGGGAGGAGAGGAGAAGACUAUUUGAAAGAACUACAAUGUUAUGACCCAAAGACUGACCGCUGGGACGUUUUAGCAGAUGGUCCAGUGAGACGUGCUUGGCAUGGGAUGGCUGCACUGCUAGGAAAGCUCUAUGUAAUUGGAGGAAGCAACAAUGAUUCUGGCUACAGAAGGGAUGUUCACCAGGUUGCCUGCUAUAGGCCAAGCACUGAUCAGUGGACAAAUGUAUGUCCACUUCCUGCAGGACAUGGAGAGCCAGGUAUUGCGGUCUUGGACAACAGGAUCUAUGUCUUGGGAGGCAGAUCCCACAACAGAGGAAUCCGCAUGGACUAUGUCCACAUUUACGAUGCAGAGAGAGACUGUUGGGAGGAAGGACCCCAGCUGGAGGAUGAUAUUUCUGGGAUGGCUGCCUGCGUCCUCACUUUGCCCAGGGCUAUUUUAAUGGAAACAGAGAAAUGGUUCUCAGAAUGGCACACAGACCGCGUGAAGUAUCACCUUGACUUUCCAUCGGAAGUUAUGAGUGUAUCAGACUGGGAGGAAUUUGACAGUUCAAGUGAAGAUUAGAAAACUUUAAUAUUUAUUUUUUUUGCCAGCGGGUGAGGAAAUUAAGGCUUGGAGAAAAUAUUUAGAGAUUUUAUAUGUCUUUCUUAUAUACAUAAAUCAAUAUUUAAAGGUUUGAAAAAUAAGCGUUCUGCACAAAAUGCCAUUCACACUCAAUAUCUGAUCAUCUGCACGUGUUCUGCACAAAAUGGCACUUACAGUCAGUAUCUGCCCACCUGCCAGAAAGCAACAUUUUUAAAGUAACCACAGAACUUCCAUUUUCCCCCAAUUAAAGUAUAGAGGUUCUUUUCCUUUGAAGGAGACUUUUCUCAACCUUCAGCAUGGACAGAAAAAAAGGCACAGAAGGCUCAGCUUGACUAGCUUCUUUCCUUCCAGCUUUUAGCUUGCAAUAGCUUUUUGAGAUUUUUUUUUUCUUUCGGCAA
Molecule: messenger RNA, 2380 nt
Organism: Antrostomus carolinensis (chuck-will's-widow)
Lineage: Eukaryota; Metazoa; Chordata; Aves; Caprimulgiformes; Caprimulgidae
Gene: KLHL22
Product: kelch like family member 22
Exons: 6
Coding region: 45-1961 (638 amino acids)
Biological process (GO): proteasome-mediated ubiquitin-dependent protein catabolic process; cell division; positive regulation of TORC1 signaling
Cellular component (GO): nucleus; Cul3-RING ubiquitin ligase complex; polar microtubule
Molecular function (GO): protein binding
Source: RefSeq, a predicted model, not a curated record